This is a messenger RNA of Alternaria hordeiaustralica, 1440 nucleotides long. RefSeq lists its product as uncharacterized. The transcript has a single exon. NCBI's taxonomy places the organism in Eukaryota, Fungi, Ascomycota, Dothideomycetes, Pleosporales, Pleosporaceae. The record is from RefSeq and is a predicted model, not a curated record. Gene Ontology annotation, cellular component: P-body. The coding region runs from base 1 to 1440 and encodes 479 amino acids. Gene Ontology annotation, biological process: protein modification process.
AUGGCGGCCCCAGACUCUGAUUCCACAGACAACAAAAUCUACGCCCUCAUAAACUACGAAGACCCCUACGUCCAACCCCUCAUCCUAUCCGCCCUCGAAAAGCGCUUACCAAACUCAUCUUACUCGCUAAUAUCCUCCAUCUCCCGACUCCCCUCCCCCUCCUCCCGCCUCCUACAAUGGGUGCAAUACGAAUCUAUCGACUUCGACCACCUCAUGGAACAGUCCUCUAGUAGUCUCGCCAACGCCUACAUAAUCCGCAAAGCCCUAAUCCGGAAACACUACCUCAGCACCACCAUCGCGAAUUGGAUAACCAAAUACCCGGAUAGCGUACUCAAGAAACAUGUCAAGCCGAGUGUGGAGUUUGAAGUCGAUUAUGCGGAGUUUCUGGAUGAUGCAUUGGUUGAGGCGUGGGAGUUGAAGGAGAGUUGGGGGAGGAAUGAAAGUUUAAGGGAGGGGGAUGGGGAGGGGGAUGGGAAGGAGAAGAGGGAAUGGUGGAUUCUGAAACCGGGGAUGAGUGAGAGGGGGCAGGGGAUUAGGCUGUUUAGUAGUGAGGAGGAACUGGUGGGGAUUUUUGAGGAGUGGGAUCCUGAGAGUGAUGAUGAGGAUGAGGAGGAUGCGAGAAGUGAUGCCGGCGCCAACAGCAGCCUCAGCAUCGGCGAGCAGCGCAAAGACGAGAAAGAGAAAGAAGAGGGAAACGGCAUCAUAACAUCCCAACUCCGCCACUUCAUCGCACAACCCUAUAUCCACCCCCCUUUACUCCUCACCCCUCCUUCCACAUCCACCCCCUCCCCUUCCUCACCCUCUCCGCUCCGCAAAUUCCACAUCCGCACCUACGUCCUCGCCACAUCCGCCCUCCAAGUCUACGUCUACCGCCCCAUGCUCGCCCUCUUCGCCGCACGACCCUACGUCCCUCCGUGGGACGACGUGUUACAAACCGACCGCGACGAAGCUAUGCGCGCGCACCUGACGAAUACGUGUUUACAAGAGUCAGGGGAUAGGGAGGGCAGUGUGGGGUUAUUCUGGGAUCUCCCCUCCUCCCUGCCCUCCCAGCCCGACCUCGGGUCCGUCAAACUUGAGAGUAAACCGGACUGGAAGGACAAAGUCUUCUCGCAGAUCAAGGAAACGACGGGUGCGACGUUUGAAGCUGCGGCGAGGGGCAUGUCGAUACAUUUCCAGCCUCUACCCAACAGUUUCGAAAUCUUUGGCUUGGAUUUCAUGGUGGGCAUUGAGGAGGAUGGGGGACUGAACACGUAUCUGUUGGAGGUGAAUGCGUUUCCGGAUUUCAGGCAGACGGGGAGCGAGUUGAGUGGCAUGAUUGAGGGGCUUUUUGAGGGGGUGGUGAAUAGGGCGGUUGUGCCAUUCUUUGGGGUGGAGGGAGAGGGAGGGGAGCGGGAGGAUGGGAUGGUCAAGGUGUUGGACAUUGAUCUGGGACGGCGUUGA